AUGAGCAGCAACACAGCUAAAACGACUCCUGUUGUCACUGACGAGAUUGUGAUAUUUCAAAAAAAGAAAACAAAAGAUGACAGCUCGACAGACUCAAUUGAUUUGAACGACGAAACCCCCAAAAAGCAGAAACCAGCCGAAGACGAUGAGGGGUAUAGCGACCUUGGUCUGUACGAUAAUGUGUGCGUCAACCUCCAAAACAGUAAACGUAUCACUGGGGUACUUUGUCUUUUCAAAAAGAGAAAUCAAUUGUUUAUUAGUUACCUUCCCAUUGACGUUCGUAAUACUGUAACAUUCAAAACCCUAAUUACAAAAGACACGGGGACAGUCGAUAUUCAGAGUUAUAAGAUUAACAUCCCAUUCAGAGAGAUUGUAGCAUUUUAUGUGAAGCCGGAGAAAUCAUCUAUGCUUCUCAGUUUUGAGGUACAACAAAACCGGUUCCCCAUGAAAAUUCCAAUAUUUGAGUUUUGUGGGAAGAAAGAAUUGUUCGACUCGUUCAUGACAACAAUGAAAAACAACUCCAACUCAACCAUCACCAAAGACGAGACAAGAAAGACACGAUACAUCGUCACACACAAAUUUGAAAUGCGAACCGACGCAGCUUUGUUCCACAAAAAGGCGUAUUUGCGACUGACAAACCCAUCACUUGUUCAGAAAAGAAAGAGCCUAAUGGUUAAAGAACAUGUCGAUGUCAUGGCCCCGAUCACAAGAAAGUUUUUACAAUCUUUGAUGGAUGAAAGAGGAUUCAUAACUGCGUCGAAUAUGAAUACAAUCAGAAAAGUGUUGUUGUAUAGGGGGUGCGAGAAUGAAGUGAGGGAAUUUGUGUGGAAACUUUGCUUGGGGUUUUAUGAGGGAAAAAACACACAAAAGGAACGGAUGGAAUGGGACGAGCAAAGAAAAGAAGACUAUGAAAAAAUCAAAAGCACAUGGACAAACGUCCUUCCCGAAAUGAAAGAGAACUGGGACGAGUUUGUGAAGACAGAAGACCAAAUCAUGAAAGAUGUCAAACGGACAGAUAGAGACGAUCCGAUGUUUAAAGCAGACGAUUCAUUUGGCCUGAAGUUGUUGACAAACGUGUUAAUGUCUGCAACGAUGUUUAAUAUGAAAAUCAUGUAUGGCCAAGGGAUGAAGGUUUUCUCCUCUAAUUCCGUGUACCUCAACAAACAACUUAACAAACUUGAACAAUUGUACACUUGCUAU
Messenger RNA from Entamoeba invadens IP1, 1200 nucleotides. Its product is annotated as TBC/Rab gtpase activating domain containing protein. Lineage: Eukaryota; Evosea; Mastigamoebida; Endamoebidae. The transcript has 4 exons. The annotation marks the transcript as partial. Gene Ontology annotation, biological process: activation of GTPase activity. Gene Ontology annotation, molecular function: GTPase activator activity. The record is from RefSeq and is a predicted model, not a curated record.